This is a messenger RNA of Vigna radiata var. radiata (mung bean), 1421 nucleotides long. RefSeq lists its product as uncharacterized. The record is from RefSeq and is a predicted model, not a curated record. Bases 162 to 1421 code for a protein of 419 amino acids. The transcript is spliced from 3 exons. Lineage: Eukaryota; Viridiplantae; Streptophyta; Magnoliopsida; Fabales; Fabaceae.
GCCAAAUACUGAAUGUUAAAAACUAAAUUGCUCUUGUGUAGUAUUUUAUGGUUUCUUCUAAUUAUAUUAUAUUGCCUGGACUCAGUUCUUGUUGGAUUAAAGCGGGUUUUUGACACCAGGACCUCCAACCCAAGUUCACUUUCCCUUUUAGGUGUGUGAACAUGGCCCAUUUUCCCAAUCAUCGUGGAUGGAUGUACAACUGUUGUUAUAGCGGAAGGAGAGGUUUGAAGGAAGCUUUUGUCCUUGGAGUUAAUGAGUUUGUGGAGACGGCUCGUCGAUAUAAAUAUUAUGCUCUUGAUGGAGGGAUUCGAUGCCCAUGCAUCAAGUGUGAAUGUACAAAGAUUAUGAAAGAUGAAGAUGUCAAAGUUCACUUAUACCAAAAAGGGUUCAUGCCAAAUUNCAAGGUUUGGACAUUUCAUGGUGAAGAAAUGCCUUCUACCUCCACNGCUCAUGAAAAUCGACCUGCAUCAGGUUCGAAUACUAUUGUACAUACAUCUGAGAUAGAUCAAUUUACCUACAUGCAAGAGAUGGUAGACGAUGCUCUUCGUCGACAUGCUGAACAAGAACCAAACGAUAGUCGUGAUGAAGAGUCUCCAAAUGAAAGCACUCAGAGGUUUUACAAUCUCUUGGCUGAGGUAAACCAACCUGUAUUUGAAGGUUCAUCUGAGUCAAAAUUGUCAGUGUGCAUUAGACUCAUGGCUGGUAAAUCUAAUUGGAACGUUCCCAAUCAAGCGGUGGACCACUUUACAAAAUUGGUGUUAGAUCUAACACCACCAAACAAUUUUUUGCCGAAGAAUUAUUACGAAGCCAAAAGAUGUGUUUCGAAGCUGGGAUUGGAAGCGAAGAAGAUUGAUUGUUGUGCGAAUGGAUGUAUGCUUUUCUAUGACAAUGACACUGGCAAAAAUGAUGCAUUGUUGGUGGAAUGCAAGUUUUGUGGUCAUCCUCGAUUUCAGACAUUGCAUCCAGGACGGAGGCAAAAAAAACCAAUUCCAUUCAAGUCCAUGUUCUAUUUGCCGAUCAUUUCAAGAUUACAAAGGAUGUUUUCUUCAAUUCAAACAGCAAAACACAUGACAUGCCAUGAUGGUAACAAAAGUGAAGGACUGUUGCGUCAUCCUUCUGACGGUGAAACCUGGAAGCACUUCAACUGUAAACAUCCAUCUUUCGUCAGUGAUGCUCGUAACGUGAGACUUGGUCUAUGUUCGGAUGGGUUUACUCCAUACAUUCAGGCGUCUGCAUCACCAUAUUCAUGUUGGCCGGUGAUUGUUACCCUAUAUAAUCUUCCACCUGAGAUGUGUAUGACAAAACCUUACAUGUUUUUAACGUGUAUAAUACCAGGACCAUCUAAUCCUAAAUCAGGGAUUGAUGUGUAUUUAGAGCCUUUGAUUGAUGAUUUGAAGAAGUUGUGGACCGGGCAGCUUUGA